Messenger RNA from Nylanderia fulva, 4129 nucleotides. RefSeq names its product E3 ubiquitin-protein ligase mind bomb 2 (gene mib2). Lineage: Eukaryota; Metazoa; Arthropoda; Insecta; Hymenoptera; Formicidae. Gene Ontology annotation, biological process: protein ubiquitination. Gene Ontology annotation, molecular function: protein binding; ubiquitin-protein transferase activity; zinc ion binding. The record is from RefSeq and is a predicted model, not a curated record. Gene Ontology annotation, cellular component: cytoplasm.
AGAUAUUUUAAUUAGUUUCCCGUGUAUCGGAUCUGGCGGGCCGACGUACCCGGGCCGAAGGAAGCGCCAUCAUCAACGAGCCCAGUUAUGAGGUUACUGUCGUCAGUCUCGCGGACGUAGGAGUUAUCGUAACUGUCAUCCUCGUCGUCGUGUCCUCAUUCUCGUCGACGAUGGAGCGUGCGUGAUUACUCAGCAAGGAUGCUGCGUAACGACGACUCUUUCCUGAGGCCGAUUUUUAGCUCCAACACGCAUCUCCCGAAUUAUCGGUCGCGUCGUCGUUGCUGCGCCGCGUAUGAUUCAUAGGACUCGUAGAGCCGAGUUCGAGACUGCUUUCGAAAGCCAAACGUUUUGUACACUUGGAGAUGUUGGAAGUUGGUUUGAGAGUCGUUCGCGGUCAGGAUUGGAAAUGGGAAGAUCAGGAUGGUGGUGAGGGUCAUGCUGGAACAGUAGUGGAGAUCGGAAAGCCACCUUCCACAGGAAGCUCAGCCUCCAGUCCGAAUCUCGCUGAUCGGACGCCGGACAAGACUGUCAUUGUUCAGUGGGACCACGGUUCUAGGAGUAAUUACAGGGUUGGUUACCAGAAUGCUUAUGAUCUGUUGAUGUUUGAUAAUGCAGCAGCAGGCGUCAAGCAUUCCAACAUUAUUUGUGAUGGUUGUAAGAGGCACGGGAUAAUUGGCAUCAGGUGGAAGUGUUCUCAGUGCUUCGAUUAUGAUCUCUGCACGCAGUGCUACAUGGCAGAUGUACACGAAUUGACUCACACAUUUCAGAGAUUUCAAACAGCCAAUUCUGUGGGAAUCCAACUGGGAUCGAGAGAAGGAUGCACCAAGAUAUCUUUAAAAGGAAUCUUUAUCGGAGCAAAAGUCACACGUGGGCCAGACUGGGAGUGGGGAGAUCAGGAUGGUGGCCGUGGAAAGACUGGCAGAGUCAUGGAUAUACGUGGAUGGGACAAUGAGAGCAGUCGAUCUGUAGCGACCGUUACAUGGUCCACGGGUAGCACCAAUGUAUAUCGAUUAGGUUACAAAGGUUGCGUAGAUCUAUGUUACAUGGAAGAGGCUAAUGCUGGUACAUAUUACAAGGAGCACCUUCCACUGCUCGGUCAACCAAUCUUGACCAUAUCAGAUAACGGAAAUAGCUCGACACCGACAAAAAACGGUGUCCCCAGCAUCACGUCUAGUCCACAUCAUCUAACAUUUAAUGUCGGUGAUAAAGUGAAAGUACUAAUUGAGGUCGAUAUACUAAAGGAAAUGCAAGACGGUCACGGUGGUUGGAAUCCGCGCAUGGCCGAAUACAUAGGAAAGAUUGGCAUGGUGCACCGUAUUACGGACAAGGGAGACAUUCGCGUGCAGUAUGAGGGUUGUAACAAUAGAUGGACUUUCCAUCCGGGCGCUUUGACCAAAGUCCCCGCUAAGAGCACAUUUUCCCUCGGUGAUGUAGUUCGUGUAAAGAGCGAUUUAGCUGCCGUCAAACAGUAUCAAGUUGGUCAUGGUGAAUGGACAGAUAUCAUGAAAAAUGCUCUAGGAAAAACCGGAAAGAUAAUCAAAAUUUAUCCUGAUGGGGAUUUGCGCGUUGCACUGGACAAUUCCACGUGGACAUUUAAUCCGUUAAGUGUCGUAUCUUCUGCCACAAAUGUCAUACCUACCGAUAAUGCUAAUAGGUUUAAAGAUCGUCCAGUCGAGGGUACCGAUACCGAAGUGGAGAAGCUGUUGAGGGACGCGGCUAGGGGCGAGGCCGGUGUGGCCGCGGUGCGAGAGUUUCUGAAAAAGUACCCUGGUAGAGUGGACGCGCGUGCUCCCGGUGGCGGCAGAAAAACUUGUUUGCAAGUGGCCGCGCAUCAGGGCCUGCGCGAGCUUUGCAAUCUUCUUCUGGAAGCCGGCGCAUCUUUACGAGCGGUUGACGAAGACGGUGACACCCCCUUACAUUAUGCGGCAUUCGGUAAUCAACCGGAGAUAAUGGAACUGUUGUUAUCGCGAGGUGCGGCUAUCAACGCCGUAAACAACGGUAGAUGCAGCGCUUUACAUGUGGCGGUUAACAAACAACAUGCACAAUGCGUGAGAGUGCUGCUACGUCACCAUUGCGAUGUCGAUCUGCAAGACUCCUACGGCGAUACAGCGUUGCAUGAUGCAAUCGGAAAGGACGCGCUAGAUGUAAUCGACGCGUUAUGCGCCUGCGAGAGAAUAGACUUCACUCUUCGGAACAAACGGGGCUUCAACGUUCUGCAUCAUGCGGCGCUCAAGGGCAACGCUCACGCAACAGAAAGGCUAGUUGCUCGCGCACGUCACUUGGUGGACACGAAGAAGGAGGAUGGAUUCGCGGCAUUACACUUAGCAGCAUUGAACGGACACAAGGAAGUCGCGGCAAUUCUUCUCUCGCAAAACGGCGGCCGUGCCAAGGUCGACCUGCGCAACAAUCGACGACAAACCCCGUUGCACUUGGCGACUUCGCAGGGACACUGGCCGCUCGUAGAACUACUGGUGCAUCAUAACGCGGACGUCGGCAGCACGGACGAGGACGGUGACACCGUCCUACACAUUGCGAUAGCAAAGAGCCCGAAUCAACAAACUGCCGUGCCCACGCCGGAAAGCAGCCGGGAUUCGCCGCUUAUACACGCGAUCUGGCAGAAUCUGGCGAGGCAAAGCACAAAGACUGAAUUAGCACUAGCUUGUUUUCUCAUAAGUGUGGAUAGAAGCUGCAAACUCCUCGAGCAGGUCAGGAACAACAAGGACAAGACGCCGCUCGAUCUUUUGGAGGGCGAUCCACAAGCCGCUCUGCUCGCCGAUCUUUUACGAUCCUAUAAAUACCAAAGUCACAGCACACAAUUAGAAAUAGAGAACAAUCCUUCGAAUAAUUACGUAGAACCGUCUACGUAUCGGAUAGAUAACUUGUCACAAUCGGAAGGAUUGCGCGGCGCGAGGAAAAGUAUCCCCGGUUCCGGUGACGCUGCGGAAUGUCGGGAUUGCUCAGGGAUUAUAACCGGCACAAAACAAGAGAAUCGACUCGAUCCCACUAGUAGUAUCACGCUUGGUUGUGCACGUUGCGGACAUACUGUCGUCAAAGCGCAACCAGUUCAAGACGGGCAGCUGGCAAUGGGUGAGGUUUCGAUAGCUAAUUCGGAAGAAAAGACAAAAGACGUAUCGUCGGAAGGCAAACGAAAGGAGAUCAACGACAGGGACAAGGAAAAGGACAAGGACUUGGAACGAUUACGUUAUCUCGAAACUAGAGUCGCGGACCUCGAGGAGGCGAAUAUGUGCAGCAUCUGCAUGGAACGUCGUCGUAACGUCGCUUUCCUUUGCGGUCACGGUGCCUGCGAACACUGCGCUGCCCCAUUAAAGACCUGUCACAUGUGUCGCAAAACGAUCACGAAGAAGAUUAACUUGUACUAGAAACGUUUAUACCCGAAAUAUCAACGUUGGGUUUUUCGAGCGAUAUACAACGUCUCCCGGGAGGAAGCAUCGAUACUUUGACCGCGUAGUAAUAAUGACAAGGUUGUGAUAAACGUAUGUUUGGCUUUAAAUAAUUUGGCCGCUACAUAAACUCGGAGAGGGGGACAUUCGGAAAAGAAGGUAUUCGCACAGGUAUUUUUUUUUUUUACUUACUGUGAUCGAUGCUAAUUACCUUCCAAGAUAUCCUGUUAAGAUACAUAUAUAUAUAUAUACAUAUAACAUUUGUCCAAAUGAUAUAAUGUAAAAACAAAAUGAUGAAUUCUGCCAACUGUGGUAUUUUAGCGUAGAAAAUGUUUAUCAGUUAAUCGUAGCGAUAUUGCGCGCGUUACGUUUCGUGUGCUGAAAAAAAUUAAACUGCCAAAACGCGUACACUUCUCUUAUUCCAACUUGCAACGUGAAAGAGCGAGCUUCAUUAUAUCGACGUAAUGUCGAGAAAGAUUUACGCGCAUUAUCAUGAACUUCGCAUUCGCCCAGAUACGAGAUAGUUCGAUUUUACAUUAUCUUUUAUUAAUUUGUUUUUUAAAGAUUAAUCUAGAUCAAUUAUUACGAAGAUAUCUCGUAUCUUGGCGAACGAGUGCGGCAUAUAAUAAAUUAUUAUACGCUCUCCUUCACUAAAAAAAGUUAUUAAUUUCAAAUAAAUAUCUAUUUCAAUAAUGCCAUUAACACCAUUUGUUUGAAACUAGUAGUAG